AUGAAUUCAUCGUUGAAGAUAUUAGAUUUGGCUUUAAACCAUUUUGAAGGACCAGUUCCUACUCCACCACUCUCUAUCAACCUCUUUUCUGCAUGGGACAAUAGUUUCACAGGAAACAUACCUCUUUCGGUUUGCAACCGGAGCUCGCUGGUUAUUCUUGAUCUCUCCUACAACAACUUAACCGGUCCGAUUUCUGGAUGUUUGAGUAACCUCAAAGACUCUAUCGUUGUCUUGAACCUCAGGAAGAACAACUUGGAAGGAAGUAUUCCAGAUAUGCUCUACAAUGGUUCGUUGCUGCGGACACUUGACGUAGGCUACAAUCAAUUAACUGGCAAGCUUCCAAGGUCUCUUCUGAAUUGCUCUUCGCUAAGGUUUGUAAGUGUGGACAACAACAAAAUCAAAGACACAUUUCCUUUCUGGCUCAAGGCUUUGCCUGGUUUACAAGUCCUUACCCUUCGUUCAAACAAAUUUUAUGGCCCUAUAUCUCUUCCUGCUGAAGUUCCUCUUGCGUUUCCCAAGCUGCGCAUACUUGAAAUAUCGGAUAACAACUUUACAGGAAGCUUGCCACCAAAUUACUUUGUGAAUUGGAAAGCAUCAUCACUCGAGACGAAUGAUGAUGGAAGAAUAUAUAUGGGAGACUACAACAACGCUUAUUAUAUCUACGAAGAUACCAUGGACUUGCAAUACAAAGGUCUAUUCAUGGAGCAAGGAAAGGUCCUCACUUCCUAUGCCACCAUCGAUUUUUCUGGAAACAGAUUUGAAGGACAGAUUCCUGAAUCCAUUGGUCUUUUGAAGGCACUGAUUGCUCUCAACUUAUCAAACAAUGGAUUUACAGGUCAUAUUCCUCUGUCUUUGGAAAAUGUUACAGAGCUCGAGUCACUUGACCUGUCAGGAAACAAACUCUCGGGGACUAUUCCUAAAGGACUUGCGAGACUUUCAUUUUUGGCGUACAUAAGUGUGGCUCAUAACCAGCUCAUAGGCGAAAUACCACAAGGACCACAGUUUGGUGGGCAAGCUGAAUCAUCAUUUGAAGGGAAUGCAGGUCUAUGUGGUCUUCCUCUCCAAGGAAGUUGCUGUGCGCCACCACCGACACAAUAG
Messenger RNA from Brassica napus (rape), 1098 nucleotides. Its product is annotated as receptor like protein 27-like. Gene Ontology annotation, molecular function: protein binding. The transcript has a single exon. Bases 1 to 1098 code for a protein of 365 amino acids. The record is from RefSeq and is a predicted model, not a curated record. NCBI's taxonomy places the organism in Eukaryota, Viridiplantae, Streptophyta, Magnoliopsida, Brassicales, Brassicaceae.